AUGAAGCGUUGCGUACUCUUGCUCUCGGUUUUACCAGUGAUCUUCGCCGCCUCGAUAAUUGAAAAAGUUGAAGCGCCUUACCAGGCGAACUUAGUGAUCGCGAGUCUUCUGAACGACGACGCGGAGAAUUGCAGCGGUUCUAUAAUUCACAGGCGUUGGAUCCUUACAGCUGCUCAUUGUUUGGUGAGCCUGGUUUACCCGAGGUAUCUCACCGUCACUGUGGGAACUCGCAAGUUUUCGGGCGAUGGAGGAAAGCUUUACGAAGUCGAGACGCACAUCACUCACGAGAACUGGAACCUCAAUCCGACAAACGACAUAGCUCUGGUGAGAUUGAGGAAGGAUAUCGUAUUCGAUGAUAACACGCAGGUGAUCCGAUUGUCCAGGAACGACGCUGACUCUCAAGAGAACACUGUUGCAAGACUGACCAGUUGGGGACGGUUGGAAGACGAUAUGCCAGCUCCAGUCCUUGGAAGCACUAAUCUUCUGGUGAUAUCCCAAGAUCAGUGCCGGCAGAAACUUUCGGACGUGAUUGAAAAACUAAACAAUACCGAAGAUCGUCAAUUUUUCGGAAAAGCCGUGGACGGCUUGGACCAACUCCUCUGUACAGUUCCUCAUUCCAACGGUCGACGUCUGUGUCACGGUGAUUCCGGUGGUCCGCUAGUAAUAAACGACACGCAAAUAGGCAUAGUCUCUAGCUCGUACAGGUGCAGCGGUCAGCCCGGCCUCUUCACCAGAGUCUCCAGCUUCAUCGACUGGAUCCAACACCACCUCACCAAAUACAACGACCAAUUGUCCUAACUUGUACAAUCGAAUA
Nasonia vitripennis (jewel wasp) is the source of this 814-nucleotide messenger RNA. It is a transcript of the gene SP100, whose product is annotated as serine protease 100. Lineage: Eukaryota; Metazoa; Arthropoda; Insecta; Hymenoptera; Pteromalidae. The record is from RefSeq and is marked inferred. Gene Ontology annotation, molecular function: serine-type endopeptidase activity. Gene Ontology annotation, biological process: proteolysis. The coding region runs from base 1 to 798 and encodes 265 amino acids. The transcript has 4 exons.